AUGAACCCUAACCCACAAAUCGAUUUUGCCCCCACAAUCGAAGGACAUCAAAGCUUGAUUGUUGAAGUUGUUCACGUGGAGGCAAGGAGAGGUCUGAAUGAUCCUGAGAAUGCUGUUAUUGGGGCUUUUGCUGGUGCUGUAACUGGAGCUAUCACCACUCCCCUUGAUAUGAUUAAGACUAGAUUAAUGAUUCAGGGAUCGACCAACCAAUAUAAAGGUAUCUUUGAUUGUGUCCAGAAUGUCGUCAGAGAAGAAGGGUCACAGGCUCUUUUAAAGGGCAUUGGACCAAGAGUUCUGUGGAUAGGCAUUGGUGGUUCGAUAUUCUUUGGCGUCCUAGAGAGCACGAAGAGAUUCCUAGCUGAGAGGCAUCCUAAUAGUCAUCCGGAAUCUAACUCAAAGCAGGAAUAG
This is a messenger RNA of Fraxinus pennsylvanica, 408 nucleotides long. Lineage: Eukaryota; Viridiplantae; Streptophyta; Magnoliopsida; Lamiales; Oleaceae. The record is from the annotation of a GenBank genome assembly.